Messenger RNA from Chara braunii, 695 nucleotides. Lineage: Eukaryota; Viridiplantae; Streptophyta; Charophyceae; Charales; Characeae. The record is from the annotation of a GenBank genome assembly.
AGACGGUAGCUUUGCCACUGUACGGGGGCACGUCCCAUGGAUAGGCUGUCUUGUCUUCCCGUUCUUGGCACCGGCUCAUCCCAUGAUGAUCGGGAUCGGGAUGGUGCAAGUGUCGUAUUGUUGGGAGGAAAAGAAACCGUCUCUACGACAUCCUCUCAUCGCCGCGGCCUAGUUGAACCGAAGGCCUUGUCGGUGCCCACGAAUUACUAUGGCGAAGAAAUACCGAAGUCAGAUGUUCUUGUUGGAGGUGUGACAAGCGCUGUCCAAGAUUAUAGGAGUCCGCCGGACUUGGAUUACUUGCAGGAGCUUCUUGCUAUCCAGCAGUCAGGACCGAAAACAAUUGGUUUCUUUGGCACGCGCAACAUGGGUUAUAUGCAUCAACAGUUAAUCGAAAUUCUCAGUUAUGCCAUGGUGAUUACGGUGGUAAACGUGAGAGAAAUGCCGCAUAACGAUCCGCUGCCGCUUAUCGAGGCCAGAGACCGCAACAUCGAUGAUGGAGCUGACGUGUAUGCGUGCGUCAUCGUAAAGUCGCGCCGGCAAAGCAAAGAAUAAAUAAAAGUGGUGGGCCAGUAGCAGGUGGAAGUAAUUUAAAGUUUUGAAAUUUUAAAUGACAUUGUUGUUGUUGUUGUUGUUGGCAAUAAGUCUUUCAUGAGGAGAUAGCAAGAUGCUAAAAAUAGUAAAUACUAAACUUUCAG